This is a messenger RNA of Brenthis ino (lesser marbled fritillary), 1623 nucleotides long. NCBI's taxonomy places the organism in Eukaryota, Metazoa, Arthropoda, Insecta, Lepidoptera, Nymphalidae. The record is from the annotation of a GenBank genome assembly.
AUGGUUAAGACAUUUGAAAAAUCAUCUCAAGGCGGGCAUAUCAAAGCGGAUGUUAUAAUACUAGGUUGUAGCCUACCGGGCAUUGUUACAGCUCAUAAGUUAAAAAAAAAAUUUGGAAAUACCAUGGACAUAGUCGUACUCGAUCUGGCUGGAAAACGCGAUAACGAGUCAAAAUGUAAUAUUGCUUUCCAGGAGGAAAAGGAAGAAGAAAUUACUGAUAGUAAUACAUGCGAAGGUACUGCAAAAGAAGUCAUUGAUAAUCUAGCAAGAUAUUUCCUAACUUUGAUAACAAAAGAUUUCAAUAUACCUCUACCAGAUGCUAUAAUAGAACCAAUAAAAGUUAGAAACCCUUUUUAUAAAGUGUUUGAAUACAAAAAUGGUAAAGCUGUUGAUUGCGAGAAAAAUUUUCACAAUUUUGAUUACUUGAACAUACUUGAACGAUUUGAACUUAAUCAAUAUCAAACACUUCUAGACCAGAAUAUGAAGGAUUUAUUUCAAGCUCACAAAGUGGAUGAUGCGCCUGAGAGAAAUCGACUUCUAUAUUACGAUCAGACAACAAUGGAGAAGCAUAUUUGUGACGCAUUACUUUUUCCCAAUUCAAGAGAUAUAAUGAGAAAUACAGUAAGAUUAGUCUGUGGAGCCUCCACUAAAGCCGUGUCGGUAUUAUUUUACUUACAUCAAUGUUACAGGACAAGCACUUCAAGAAACCACUUAGAUGGUAAUAACACGAGAUUUCGUGAAAAACUUCUUGGCUAUUGCAGGAAGCGCCUAACGACUAAAUUACAGAAUAGCAUCGCGUAUAUCACUUUAUCUUCAAAAGCCAUUGAAAAGAUCAGUUCAAAUUCUGAUGAACAAGUCAUUUUAAAAACUAUUAAAGGUGAUACGAAUUACGUUUGUAAUUUACUUGCAAUGGCAUUAAAACCUGACGAGCUUCACAACAUUGAAGUUGAAUCGCAUUUACUGUCAGACUCUGAGAUCACUGUCAUAACCAAUAUGAUAAAAGGAAAAGCGAAAAAAUUCCUAGUACAAUACGAGGAAAACUUUUGGAGGCGUAAAGGUUAUAGUGGUGAUAUUCUAAGUAUUAGAGGACCAAUCAUUUGGGCAACAGAACGGCCUAUUAUGUCCUCAACAGGUAGUACGGAAACAUACGCCGCAUUGGUAGGCUAUUUAAGAAAUGAAAACGGAGAUGAUUGCAGAGGAGACGUUUUGAAACAACUUGUACGGUUGUUUGGUAAGGAAGCGGCUGAACCGAUAAGUUACAGAGAAAGCGAUAUAUCAGACAUAUAUGUGCCGCGCUGUGGCGAUUAUAUAGCAUUGAGAAAGUUGACAUUAAAACCAAAGCCAAAAUAUGUGGAAUGGGGUGCGUUAGAUAUCUUCGCUGAUGGCGAUAUAGCAGCGGCUUUAGAAGCUGGACACACUGCUUACAAUCAUUUGGUAAGCUCUUUACGCCCUCAGGCUCAAACGUAUGAAGAUAUAAGUGUAGUUGAGUGGCCAACUAUUUUCAAUGACAAUCCUCUCCAAGAGUUGUUAUGUCGAAUAACCAUAACAACAAGUUUGCGUAUAAUGAUGUAUAGUGCAGCAGCUUAUAUCGGUGCUCGACUUAUUCAAUCCUAUAUGCAUAAG